This is a messenger RNA of Closterium sp. Naga37s-1, 851 nucleotides long. Lineage: Eukaryota; Viridiplantae; Streptophyta; Zygnematophyceae; Desmidiales; Closteriaceae. The record is from the annotation of a GenBank genome assembly.
GUUCCUGUCUGUAAACAGUCUUUCGGGGCCUGUACCAGCGUCCAUUGGUAACCUCCUCGGAUUAGAAAGCUUACAUCUCCACCGGAACAAUCUCUCAGGGACCAUCCCACCGUCCAUUGGAAGCCUUGUCUACUUGAAAAAAUUCACCACUUGGGGCACCAACCUCACGUGUCCAGCGAACUACACCAGCUGUGUCCAGAACCAGACAGUUUGGACUGCCUUCUGCCGCAAGUGCCCUUCUUUCUGCGCAACCUGCUUGAAUUCAACAGCAAGCACCAACACCACCAGCAACACCACCAGCAACACCAACAGCAGCAGCAGCAGUGAGCCGGACUCAGCAACGUCUGGAGGCAGCAGUGGCUUACCGCUGGGGACAAUUAUCGGCAUUGUUGUUGCUUCCGUGGUGCUGCUGCUGCUGCUGCUGCUGACGGCUGUGCUGCUCUACCUCCGCCACAAGCGGCAACAGAAAUCACCACGUGCCACACUCACCCACCAAGCAGCCACAGUUGGCACUUUGGCAGGUUUAAAGAGUGCCGAGUUGUCUCUCGCUGAGGUUGAAGCGGCCACCAACAACUGGUCUGUGGAGAACCAACUAGGCUCGGGGGCCUUUGGCGACGUGUACAAGGGGGUGUCUCCUCGCGAUGGUGUCACUGAUUGGGCUGUGAAGCGCGCCAAGCUGCUGGUUGUGGACUUCCAGCGGGAGCUCCAGCAAAUGGCCGACAAGAACCAUCCCAACAUCGUGCGGCUGCUUGGGUUUGCUGUGGGGGGGGACAUGAGGACACGGCCAGAGCAGGUUCUCAUCUACGAGUUUGUGUCUAAUGGUGACCUUGAGAAGUGGCUGGACCCAACAA